This is a messenger RNA of Phragmites australis (common reed), 1470 nucleotides long. RefSeq lists its product as uncharacterized. Lineage: Eukaryota; Viridiplantae; Streptophyta; Magnoliopsida; Poales; Poaceae. The coding region runs from base 1 to 1227 and encodes 408 amino acids. Gene Ontology annotation, molecular function: zinc ion binding. Gene Ontology annotation, biological process: regulation of DNA-templated transcription. The record is from RefSeq and is a predicted model, not a curated record. The transcript has a single exon.
AUGUUUCAGGCGUUUCAAGACGAGAUCAAGCAAUUGAUGCAUGUUAUUUGUAAAGAGGUAGACAGAAGUGGGAAUUCAAUUACUUACAUGGUCAGUGAGUUAAUACAGGGAAAGAAGGUUGACUAUACAGUUGUCUACAACAAUUCAGACAAGGAUGUUUGGUGCAUUUGUCGCUCCUUUCCCUCACGGGGCAUUCUUUGCAGCCAUGCUCUAGCUGUUCUGAAGCAAGAGAACGUGCUGAUGCUGCCAUCGAAGUACAUCCUCAACCGCUGGAGGAAGGAUUUUAGGAUACUUCAUUCAUCUGCAAAUGUUAAUUAUGUAGAAUCAGAUAGAAAACUGGGUAUUUAUGAUGACCUCUAUAGUCAUGGCCAUGAACAUUUUGAAGAUAUCAUUGACAUUGGAGCAAGAGAGCCUGAGCUUAAGGAGUUCGUGUUGUCAGCCAUGAAGGAAGCAAAGGACCGACUAAUUAGGCCUGAUCACACCCAACAAGGUAAUCAACGGAUUGAUGUCAAUAUGUCCGUGACUGGUCAGGCGUCCACAGAUACAAGAGUUGAUGUGAACAUGACAUCAAACUCCUCAGCCCUGAUUCAAGUCGACAGAAGGGUUGAUGCAAAUAUGACAUCAGACGCAUCAGCCCUAGUUCAUGGUGAUACCAUGAGAUCAAAUGCCACGGCCCUGAUUCAUGGGGAUAGAAGAGUUGCAAUGAAAAUGCCAACAACCCACCUUAUUCAUGGAGAUGGAAGAGUUGACAUGAACAUGGCAACUCCUCACUUCAUGCAGAGGGAAAGAAGAGUAGACAUGAACAUGGCAUCGUCACACCUGAUACAGGGGGACAGAAGAGUUGAUAUGAACCUGGCAACCCCCCGCUUUAUCCAUAGUGACAGAAGAGUUGAUAUGAACCUGGCAUCUCCGCAUCUGAUACAGGGGGAUAGAAGGGUUGAUAUGAACAUGGCAUCCCCUCACCUGAUACAGGGGGACACAAGAGUGGAUAUGAACAUGGUAUCCACUGCUCAGAAUGGGAUGCACACAUUCCAUUUGGUGAAUGUAAACCUGGAGAGUGGCUCUUUGCCAAUGACUGCAACAGAUUUCAUGCAAAUGCAUCCGCACCCACCAGUUUGCCAUCCGAAACAACUCCUCGAUAUGAGAGAUCAGGUGAUGGAUGCAAAUAAGAAACCAAUUAUGGAAACCAAUACUUAUUUUAUGGGAGGUGGGAUGCAUGUGGGGUAGGUUGCUUGUCUAGUUCUGUAACCUUUCUGUUGGGAAAGGUGGCUUUCUUCCUUAUUUUACAUCGACAUGCAAUCAUGUAUGUUCUUAGAGCAGGAAGUACAACUAAACAGCUAGGUUUUAGUAUUGCAGAUCAAUCUUUAACUGUUAGUAGCUUUAUUGUAUCCUGUUCUCUAUUUGGCAGUUGUAGCAGGCUGAAUGCCACUGUCUUGUGCAUAUGAAAAAGAGGAAUGACCUUUCUUAUCA